Aspergillus lentulus is the source of this 5274-nucleotide messenger RNA. Its product is annotated as NACHT and WD40 domain protein. Gene Ontology annotation, cellular component: nucleus. The record is from RefSeq and is a predicted model, not a curated record. NCBI's taxonomy places the organism in Eukaryota, Fungi, Ascomycota, Eurotiomycetes, Eurotiales, Aspergillaceae. Gene Ontology annotation, molecular function: protein binding.
AUGCCCAGCGUAAAGGAUCGUUGGAAAAACUGGAGGACUAGGAAAACAAGGAGUCCGAACGAUAGCUCUAGCGUUGUCGCCUCCCCCACUCCCCCGCCAACAGACAGCGCAAAAGUCCCGUCCAGCGACGUGGUGGACUCGCCUCCUUCCUCGGAUCCAUCUGGGAAGAAGGCCGAAGUGAUAAUCGCGACCUCCGGGAAUCGUCAGCCGACAACGACGUCACCUUUCAAAGCGACGUUGGAUGUCUCAUCCGAUACUGCUGACCAUGCGCAUAUUCCCCACUCUGUCUCGCUGGUUGUCGAUCCUGCGCAGGACCAUCCCGGACCCGAAGAGCACUUGACCAAACAGAGCGCAGAGCUUUCCAUAUCCCAGAGAAUCUGGAAUGCCGCUUACGAUAGCCUUGAAGAGGACAAGGAUACUGCUGAUCUGGUCAAGUCUUACAUGAAGACUCUCACUGCAGUUCUCAAGGCCGAGAAAUCUUCUGGUGACUCCGCCCCUGACGACGAUGAGCUUGCUGCCCAAGAGCAAAGUCCAACCACGCGUCAGGAAUAUCUGAAGAGAUUAGUCAACGAUGGUCAGAAAAAAAUUGAAACAUCGUCAAAGAUCAAAAUGGCAGUGGGUGAUGUCGCGCAAUUCAUCCUUUCCGCCAAAGGGAUGAUCGACCUCGCGAUUCAGAACAUUCCGCAGGCUGCGCUCCCGUGGGCUGGUGUUUGUAUCGGGUUACAAAUCCUCCUGAAUCCGGCGCAGGCCACCAAGUCUAACCUGGCGGGCAUCGCUCAUGUUACCUCAAGAAUGGACUGGUAUUGCGCCCUAACCGAACACCUCUUGAACAAGAACAAUAUUAUGAUCGGAACGGAGUCUUUUCAAGAGGUCUUAGAACUGGUGGAGAAGGCAGUUGUGCUGCUCUACAAGGAGCUCCUCCUCUAUCAGAUGAAGAGCGUCUGUUCCUAUUACCGGCAUCGAGGCGUUGGAUUCCUGCGCGGACUAGCCAACUUGGACGACUGGGAUGGUGAUUUGGCGCGUGUUAAGGACGCUGAAAUCGUCGUGCGGGAGUACUCGGAGCAAUAUUACCGAGAGUAUCACAAGAGCUCUCUGCGCCAGCUCGUCGACUCUGGUAGUGAGAUGGAGAAAUAUCUCGGUGACAUUCAUCAGAACUUGCGAGAAUUUAUCGCCUUGCAAAAGACAACGCGAAGGAGCGAUGAGGACAAGGAAUGCCUCCAGGAUCUCUUUGCAGUGGACCCGCAGUACGAUCUGAAGGACAUUGAGGAGAAAAAGGAUAAAUUGCUUGACGAUGCGUAUGACUGGGUCUUUAGCACCGAUGAGUACGCCGCAUUUACCAAUUGGCUCGAUGACGGGCGCAACGGAGCAUCCUGCUGUGUGCUGUGGAUAGACGGACCUGCCGGCACCGGAAAGACGAUGCUCCUCAUGGGCAUCAUACGCAAGUUCUCCGGUCAGCCCUCCGCCCUUUCACCGAGUGUCUCGUACUUCUUCUGUCAAGGUACAGAUCAGACCCGGAACAGUGCAACGACCAUCUUGCAAUCGCUGGUUUGGCAGCUACUGGUGCAGCAACCAUCUCUCAUCUCGCACCUUCGAGACCUGCGUAGAAAUGCUGGUGCCCCUCUUUUAAGAGGCGAGCGCGCAUUUUAUGUGCUAUCCGACGCACUUCACAGCAUGCUAAAAGACCCUUGCCUCUCCCCAAUAUAUUUCGCUAUCGAUGCCCUUGAUGAGUGUGAUCGGAAAACUCCGGGCCUGGACCAGCUUCUUCAGCUGAUUGAUUCUACGCUUGCUCUCUCCAGUAAGGUGAAAUGGCUGGUCUCUAGCCGUCCGGAGAUUCUUGUUCACGCAGGCGGCAAGCAGCUCAAGGAUAUUCAUGCUUCAACAGUUUCCGUCACGUUGGACCCUGGGCGUCUGGAAGGACCAGUCAACGCAUAUAUUGACCAUAAGCUUGACAGCAUGAAGGGAAAAGACGGUUAUGAUACGGAUACCUUGGCGCAGCUUUCGGACGAGAUCCGCCAGCGAGCUAUGUCCACGUUCCUCUGGGUGGCAUUAGCGUUGAAAGAACUGGAUGGAGUGGAUGGGUGGGACGCCGUCGAGACCAUCCAAAGGAUCCCCUCCGGCUUGUCGAAUGUGUACGAACUAAUUAUGGCCCAAAUAGAGAAGGGCAGUCCGGAAAACCAAAAGCGGUGCAAGAACAUAUUAGUCGCUGUGGUUCUCGCAUAUCGUACUCUCUCGCUCCCUGAGCUUGCCAUUCUUGCUGGACUGCAACCAAAGAUUAACCCUCGGACAAUUGUCGAGAAAUGCGGCUCAUUCCUGACCAUAUCUGGCCAAACCGUCUCUCUGAUCCACCAGUCCGCCAAGGACUAUCUCGAGGCAAACUACACAACAAAACUGGGUAGUGGCAUCGGCCAAGGCAAUGCGGACCUCAGCACGCGCUCAAUCAAUGCGAUGGGUUCGAUACUGCGGCACAACAUCUAUGCUUUGCCGUAUCCAGGCUUUAAGACAAGUGAUGUAACGCCGCGUGACCCGGACCCGUUGGCUCCAAUACGGUACUCCUGUGUUUUUUGGGUCGGCCAUCUAUGCAAAGCAAGAAGUCAGGGCUUUGAGAACGACCUGAUCGAGGGAGGGGCAAUCCUUAGAUUUUUAAAAGAGCAUUUCCUCCACUGGCUGGAAGCAUUGAGUCUUGUCGGUGGGAUUUCGGAGAGCAUCAGGCUCCUGAAGGAAUUACAGACUGCUGUUGACUCCUCCAGCAACACUGAACUAUCUGCGUGCCUUCGCGACAUGCAUCGAUUUAUCCGUUUCUUCCGUCAAGUGAUUGACAUAGCGCCGCUCCAGGCGUACUUCUCAGGUCUUGUUUUUGCCCCGCAAAGGAGCCUGAUUCGGCAGACGUUUGAGAAAUUCUUGCACAUCUGGAUAUCUCAUAUACCCGUCCCGCGAUUGGAUUGGAGUCCUCGCCUAUAUACGCUUGACCAUAGGUCUACACCCGAAUCGCUAGCGUUCUCAGCAACCGGCGAUCGACUUGCAUCGGGCUUGGACGAUGGCACUAUAGAAAUAUGGGACACAGCGACAGGUGAUUGCAUGCAGACACUUCAGGGCCAUGAUCGCAUGGUUAUUUCAGUAGCCUUCUCAAGAAACGGAAAUCUACUAGCAUCAGGGUCAAGCGAUCACAUUAUCAAGAUCUGGGAUACAGCCAGUGGAGAUUGCGUGCAAAUAUUCCAGGACCAUACUGGUCCGGUCUCCUCGCUAUCCUUCUCAGCAACUAGUAAGCAGCUUGCAUCAGGUUCGUCGGAUGAGACCAUCAAAAUCUGGGACGUUGCCGCCGGCAAAUGCGUGCAGACUGUUGAACUGAACUAUGCAGUCCACUCAGUAGCCUUCUCAAACACCGAUGCUCGACUAGCAGCAGGCUUGGAUGGGGGCAGUACCAUAAUCUGGGACACCGCCAAAUGCAAACAUAUGCACAAACUUGGACACAAUCGUGCCCCUGUCGAAUCAGUAGCGUUCUCGGCGGAUGAUAAGCGACUUGCUUCCGGGGAAUGGAAUGGCAGGAUUAAGAUCUGGGAUACAGCCACAGGUGCUUGCUUGCACACACUUAAUGGCCAUGUGGAUAGGGUUUUGUCUGUAAGCUUCUUAAGAGACAGAGAUCAACUGGCAUCAGGCUCAUUCGAUGGGACCGUUAAGAUGUGGGACACGGCCACAGGCGAAUGCAUGUGGACACUUGUGGGCCAUAGUAGUAGUGGGAGCAUCUUGUCAGCGACCUUUUCAGCAACCGGUGAUAAGCUCGCAUCGGGCGGGUUUAGUGAUACUGAGGUUUGGGACACGCUCAUAGUCAAUAACACGACUCCAAUUCAGAGCCAUACGGAAGGGGUCAAGUCGGUCGGCUUCUCAGCAAGUGGUCAUCGACUAGUGUCACUCUCGUGGGCAGGCACAGGCACUGUUUCGAUCUGGGACAUAGUCACCGGCAAAUGCAUACGCAUGCUCGAGAGACCGGUUGAUUGUGCCCAUGCUGCAUCAGUAGCCUUCUCAAUGGCUGGUGAUCGAGUGGCUUUGGGCUUAUUCGACGGUGAUAUCGAGAUCUGGGACGCAGACACAGGAGAAUGCAUGCACACGUUUGAGAACCAAGGUCAUAAACGUUCUUGGAUUCAAACAUUAGCCUUCUCAGCAAAUGGCGAGCAGCUCGCAUCAUGCUCAUGGGGUGGCUACAUCAAGAUCUGGGACACAGUCAGAGGCGAAUGCAUGCAGACACUUCAUGCACUUCAUGAUCUUCAAGUUCCAUUAAUAGCCUUCUCAGCAACUGGUGAGCGACUGGCAUCAGGCUCAAGGGAUGGUAUCAUCAAGAUGUGGAGGACUGCCUCGAGAAAUUGCCUGUGGAAUAUUCGGGGCCAUAGACGUCAAAUCACGUCGCUGGCCUUUUCCGGGACUGGCAAUCGACUUGCAUCAGGAUCAGAGGAUUACACUGUCAAGAUUUGGAACACGGCCACGGGGGACUGCAUACAAAUGUUCAAGGUCGGCAGUUUUAUACACCAGCUACUUUUCGAUCCUACGUCUACGUACCUUGUCACCGAAAUUGGUCGUAUUAAGGUUGAUUUAUCAUCUCUUACCCCGACGAUGGAGUCUACAGACAUUACACAAGAGCAGACCUACAUUGAUCAAGAGAGCAGAGAAGUUCUCGACAAAGAGGAUGGCGAAGGCAACAAUGAUGAGUUGAAAGAACAGGCAGAAGGAGGGUAUGAAGCAGAGUCAUUCGCAGAGGAGCAAUCCGCCGAGGCUGGCGGUCUGACUAGCAACGAUGAUCAGUCAGAAGAUAAGUUAUUCGAAGAGGAACAAUCGGUCGACGAGGAAUCAGCUGAUGAUAAAUCUGUUGGUGAGAAAUCGGCUGCCGGGGAAUUGGGCGCGGAGGAGCCCGCCGACGCAGGCAGUCUGGCUAGCAACAAUUGUCAGUCAGGAGAACAGCUAUUCGAAGAAGAACCAGCUGACGAUCAAUUGGUUGACGAUGAAUCAGCAGACACGGAAUCAGUUGAGUGGGAAUCAGACGAGGAGGAUCUUGUGCCUGUUUCAGCUGCCUCCUACUCAGAGACAGAGGUUUCUGGCUACGGUUUGAGCCUGGACCGUACCUGGAUUACGCGUGACGGUGAUGAUUUGAUUUGGCUACCUGCCGAAUUCCGCCCCGAAUCCGGGUGCUCGGCUGUACACGGCAACACGGUUGCCAUCGGUUGUCGAUCGAGGGGUCAGGUCCUUAUUUUCGGCUUCACGCCAAAUGGAUAUUCCCCUGGCAAUUAA